Molecule: messenger RNA, 1483 nt
Organism: Dothidotthia symphoricarpi CBS 119687
Lineage: Eukaryota; Fungi; Ascomycota; Dothideomycetes; Pleosporales; Dothidotthiaceae
Exons: 1
Coding region: 256-1383 (375 amino acids)
Biological process (GO): aflatoxin biosynthetic process; regulation of DNA-templated transcription
Cellular component (GO): nucleus
Molecular function (GO): DNA binding
Source: RefSeq, a predicted model, not a curated record
UUGCGACAUGCAAGUCGCCAACACCCCCACUAGAGAACGCCUCCAGCUCCUUCGUAAAGCAUAGCGCGCUAUGUUAUUAGGCAAGCCAUUGAAGCCGGUCAGAGCGGAGCAAAGGUUCUAGCUCUAGAGGUCAAUGCGUUUCGAAUGAGGUAUGGUGUUCUAGUAUAUGCUAAUGCAGCGGUGGUGUAUCAGGUAGUACAUAAGAAAAGGCGUCUCCGCAGCUCUCCGCACUUUACUUUGUUGUGACCCUGCAAGAUGCUUAAACGAACACGAGCCGACGAUGACUUCUGUUCCACGGCAGACUCGUUCCCACUCUUCCAUACAGCCGAUAAUCUAAGUUGCGACACCGCGUGGGCAUUUGAGACUGAACCCGACCCGACACAGAUGCAGUUCUCCGACUUCGGCUUCAUGAACAUUGAUAUCCCCGCCCUACAAUCCAUACCUCUAAGUGACCAUCGCAUCCAUACCAACACACACGCCGAUGUUUUUGCCGGCCAAGACUCGCUCGCAGGCUACCAGACGUCGAAUGGCUCCUCCACAUCUGAGCUUUCGUCACGAUCAACGUCCGCCUCGUCUGCCUUGUUCUUGUUAUCGUCGUCGUCGUCUUCUCCUCCUUUCUCGGCUUCAGUCGAGGCCCAGCCGCACACGAGACAAGCCAAUCUAUGCAGAUCUCCAUGCAGGUCGGAGACCUGCCUCACGGCAGCUCUUCGCACCCUGACAACCCUGCACGUUGUUCACUCGGCUUGUCUGAGUGCCCAUCAAGAAGAUCCAUCUGUUCAGCAAGCCUGGAAGAUGGAGACGGUGCUGUCCACGAAUAGGGAUGUCGUCGCUGGAAUGGCUCCUAUUUUGGCCUGCUCUUGCUCGGGCAAGUCGUUGGUACAGCUACUGCUCUCAAGCGUCUGCGGCAACCUUAUUGCCUGGAACAGCGCCAUGAUCAAUGCCCUUUUCGAGCAAGGCGACUCAUUUGACAGCCAUCGAUCAAUAUUCUCUUCAGUAUCCUCACUAUCUGCUGGCCAUGCCCAGGCUCCCAGGGCGCGCGUCCUACCCCAACCUAUUACUAUUGGCCAGCACGAAAUCAGCGGCAGUCUCGGCCGAGCUCUCCACGCCCAGAUCGUGGCAGGAGAACUGCGUACUCUUGAAGGCUUUGUCGACGCUCUUUCCCGCCGCUUCGGUGAGGCGUCUAAAUCAGAUGGCGCCUCCAGUACUUCUCCCGCCAUACACAUGAGGAAUGCUAACAGCCGUGCCGCUACUUGCCGGGAUACUCCUUCUUUGCAGUCAAAAGGUCUCUCCAACAUCGUGCACCGCCAUAUCAUCUCGUCACUACGUACACGACUGCAUAGUACGCGGGCUGAGAUCUUCUCUCGGCUAGGCCAAGCAAUUUGAGCAGUUUGUGGUAAAGAAGUUUCUGGCAAUGGCCAGAAGAGGGGAAAAAAGACUCGACGUAACUCUUCCUCAGUAUAUGUACGAAUACCUUCCUUCAGAU